GGCUCGACUUGCCGACAUUUCCCGACCCAAGACAUUUUGGCGGCCUUCACAACGUGGAUGUGAUCGCUGCACCACGAGACUCGUUCAUGGCCGAACAAGCCAGCGACGCCGAUGUCUGGCUGAGCAGAGUCAACAUCGCCCAGGCAAGAAGCCAGAGGUUGUUGCAGUCGUGGCUACCGAAGAAUGCGACAUCCAGCAGCACUCCCGCGGAGGACGAGGACAACGAUGAUCAGGAUGAUUUCACCGGGUUGACUGAGAGCGCCGGACUCGGCACAAAACCGAAGGAAAGCGAUUUCGAGGUGGAUGGCAUUCUCAAGAAGCGUCACGCGUCGUCCAACGACAGAUUGCUCGAACAGCUGCUAGGGAAAAAGGCCGCGGCAGCAAAGAAGAAAGAGCAGGCUCUCGCGAAGCAGGCCAAGAGCAGCAUUGCGCUGGGUCGUACUGCACCGCUGCCCGCGAAAGGCACAUCUGCCUCCGGAAAGGGCGCACCGACGAGGUCUGCACAGCCAGUGGACAACAGUGAUGACGAAGACGAGCCUGGCCGAGCGGCCACUUUCACGGGCAAGAAAGUCACACGAGAUCGGCAUCUCCCUGCCUAUGCCACAGGAGGGACAGGCGCAAGAGGCACGACGCCCAUCGAAGAAGAUGCCACUCCCCCAGACCCGCGAGACGAUGCGGCAACCAUUGAAGCUAUCGAAAAAGGCACCAGUCGAGCACUCCAUCAACAGACCAAGGGCGAAGAAGAACCAGCACGCCCCCGGAAGAAGAAAGCCACGAGCUAUCUAGACGAAUUACUCAGCAAGAAGAAGCGGAAGAAGGCAAAGUCAUGAGGUGACCUGCGUACUCUACGAGCGAAUUUCAGUACUCCACGUCCGAGGCAUUGUACACUGCACUCUCGCUGAGAUGCAUCUUCCUCUUUGGGACGACGAACAUGUCUUUGCCUGAGACUGGCUGGCAAAACGCCCUUGAUUCAGCCAAAAGCUUUUGUAUCCUUUGUUCGACUACGCACAUGGCGCCGAAAGGCACUUGUCAGCCUCGAGGAGAGCGAGGUCUUCGCCUCAUGGGAGAGUAUGGGGAACCCAAGGGUUUCACAUCGACGUGAAGCACAGUUUUAUCCGGUUCGCAACGCCAAAAUCUUGCACUUGUGCUGCAUGGCCCAGAUCGGUAAUGAUUCUCGUUUCAGAUUCAUCACAAAUGUGCUGCUAUGUGCAGAAGGAUUCGCGACUGAUCGAUAUUCAGCAUGCAUGCUGCACAUCCCCUCUAUCCUCCCAAAUUCAAGACGCGCUUGCU
Messenger RNA from Cercospora beticola, 1290 nucleotides. RefSeq lists its product as uncharacterized. Lineage: Eukaryota; Fungi; Ascomycota; Dothideomycetes; Mycosphaerellales; Mycosphaerellaceae. The record is from RefSeq and is a predicted model, not a curated record.